UUCGACCAAACCAUGAAGCCUACUCUGAAAGAGCCAUUCCUUUCCAAUCGAAUACUACGACACUGUAAACCACGUCAUGAGAAGAGCAAUUUGUAAAUAUGUGUCCCUGUUGUGCAUUCUCGUCGCCCUCGCUCACGGGCAGACGCGUGAAAAUGUGAAAGUCGAAAAAGUGACAGAUACUUACAGCCAUUCCGAAGGCCCCCAUUGGGACCAUCGUACUCAAAAGUUGUAUUUUGUUGACAUAAUUAAUCAGUAUAUACGCAGACUUGAUCCCGCAACACGUGUUGUGACCAGCGCAUACAUAGAUCAUGGGACUGUAGGGGUUGCUGUACCUGUGGAUGACAGUGUUGACCAACUUAUAGCAGGUUCAGGAAAAGAUGUUAUUCUUGUUACUUGGGACGGAGACAGCAAUAAAUCUAAGGUACCAAUCAAAGUGUUGUGUUCGGUCGAUUCUCCUCAGGCUCAAACAAGAAUUAACGAUGGAAAAGUGGACUCGGCUGGAAGAUUUUGGCUCGGUACUAUGGGUAAUGAAGUCAAUGGAGAGGUACCUCCCAAUUUAGGGACAUUAUAUCGCGUUGAUGAUGAUUUUGAGCCAAAAAAGGAAAUAUCACCUGUUACAUUAAGUAACGGAUUGGCAUGGAAUACUCAAGACGACACUUUGUAUUAUAUUGAUUCACCUACUCGUCAAGUUGCAGCGUAUGAUUACAAUCCGAAUAAUGGAACUAUAUCUAAUAAGAGGAUUGUAUUCGAUCUCAAUAAGACUGAUUUGAAAGGGGUACCUGAUGGAAUGACUAUAGAUACAGAUGGCAAUCUUUGGAUAGCAUUAUUUGGUGGAU
Molecule: messenger RNA, 836 nt
Organism: Trachymyrmex cornetzi
Lineage: Eukaryota; Metazoa; Arthropoda; Insecta; Hymenoptera; Formicidae
Product: regucalcin-like
Exons: 6
Biological process (GO): L-ascorbic acid biosynthetic process
Molecular function (GO): calcium ion binding; gluconolactonase activity
Source: RefSeq, a predicted model, not a curated record